GUUGAGCUUUAGCCGCUAGUUGUGCUUGCAUCCUUUGAAAAAGAAAAAAACAACAAACCUGUCAAAUGGCUGCUGCUACGAACAGGACGGAAAAUAGUCAUCGUGAAAAAAUUCAAAAAGUUUUCAUUCAGCGUGAUUAUUCUGAAGGAACGCAAGUUAAGUUUCAGACUAAAUUUCCUCCAGAAUUAGAAGGCUUAAUCGACAGGCAUUUGUUUGAACAGACGAUCAACACCCUUAAUAGGAUAUACGCAGAAGCUGAGAAAACCAGCACCACGACAUUUUGCGAGAGCUGUUUGGCUUGUUUGACUUCCUAUGUGAUUUAUUUGUGUAUUGAAACUCAUUAUCAAAAGUGUUUGAAAAGAAUUGCUGCUUAUUUGGAUGACCAAAAUGAAACUGUUUAUCUUCCUCGAGGAUUGCUUAUCACCGAUCCCAUCGAACGAGGAUUACGAGUCAUUGAAAUUGCAAUUUUAGUAGAUUCAUCGAAUCGAGCGUGAUAAAAAGAC
Messenger RNA from Argiope bruennichi, 503 nucleotides. Its product is annotated as golgin subfamily A member 7-like. The record is from RefSeq and is a predicted model, not a curated record. The coding region runs from base 66 to 494 and encodes 142 amino acids. Gene Ontology annotation, cellular component: palmitoyltransferase complex. Gene Ontology annotation, biological process: peptidyl-L-cysteine S-palmitoylation; protein targeting to membrane. Lineage: Eukaryota; Metazoa; Arthropoda; Arachnida; Araneae; Araneidae. The transcript has a single exon.